Molecule: messenger RNA, 2287 nt
Organism: Drosophila albomicans
Lineage: Eukaryota; Metazoa; Arthropoda; Insecta; Diptera; Drosophilidae
Gene: egr
Product: protein eiger
Exons: 7
Coding region: 682-2013 (443 amino acids)
Biological process (GO): immune response
Cellular component (GO): membrane
Molecular function (GO): receptor ligand activity; tumor necrosis factor receptor binding
Source: RefSeq, a predicted model, not a curated record
GACGAAUAGCUUGCGCUCAGUUCAACGCGAAUCGCAGACGCAAGCGGACGUCUUGAAAGCGCGUGCGUGGCAUCAGCUGAAAGUUACACCAGUAUCUCAAGUUAUUACCAAGAUUCUAUACUAUAAAGCGGCAUACACGCGUAGUAAAAAAAUAAAACAAAAAAAAGUCAAAACAAGCAAGCGACAAGCUAUUUUAUCGAAACCUCUAACAACGGCAACUGAUAAAAGAACGCUGAAAAUAGCGAAAAAAAAAGCCAAGAAAAAAAGAAUCUCAAAAGAAUUUCUGUGUAUCUCAUAUCUAGUGCGAAAACUUGUUUUAACAAAAAAAGCAUUUCAGCAGAUUUCAGGCCAAUUAAAUAAUAUAAAUAAAACACGAGUAAACGAGCAAAAAAAAAAAAAAACAAAACAAACGAGAAAAGAGGAAAAAUCAAGUGCAGGAAAAACUCUUCAAGGGCUGUUCAACAAGUGCGCGAGUGUUUAGUAAAUUCUUGCUUUUGUUGUUAUUUUUAUUGUGUCCGGUGCUUAAGUUGCACUUGGCACUUGCUUGACAUUUGCGGCAUACCAGCGAUACAGUCUCUCAGACUUUCAUAUAGACGGAUCUAGAGACGGUAGUAGACAGACUGUCUACGGUCUUGACUCGCUCAUCCAGUUGCCAUUUGAUCAAUAACAUCAGCUACAGAUAUGACAGCGGAGACACUUAAACCGUUUAUAACGCCAACGGGUGUCGUUAAUAAUAAUUUCCCGGCCAAGCAUUCGGCCGGAACGCACUCGCAACGGAAGACUAAACAUGCCGCUCCGAUUGUAUUGGGCAUCAUCGCUGCAGCACUCGUCAUUGGGAUCUUCAUCCUAACCAUCUGGCAGACGGUGCGGGUCCAGCACCUAGAAUCCGAAUUGAAUGGACUCAAGAAAGAUGUGGAAAGUCUGAGACAUCGACUGGGCAUUAACUAUCUGGAGGAGAUGGACGAAUUCCAGAACGAGUACGACCACAGGCUCAUUGAUGAUCCCAACAACGAUGAACUCGACACCAACGAUUACGACGAGGAUGAUGACGACUUGGAUGACAUGGAUACCAAUGUUGAAGACGAUGAUGACGACGACGACGAUGACGAUGAUGAUCAAACUGUUUACAAUGGUGCUGAGGAGGAGAGUUCAAGUAGUGUGGAGGACGACUACGUUGAUUAUCUGGAUUUGAUCAAUCAAGAAACCAAUGGCAAUCACACCAAGUUGCCCCGAAACAGUGCUCAAACUGAAUCUUCAGCCUCCACAUCGUCUUCAUCCAAUGAUGAUAAUGUCUUUGAUGAUUUCACCAGCUACAAUGACUCGAAAAAGAAGAAGGAACGUAAAUCUCGCUCUAUUGCCGACUUGCGUAAUGAGCUGCAGAGCAACGAAGUCACUCAGAAUCAGAACCAAACCGAAGCCAAAACCGAGCAGCAAUUGAAGGAAAACGUUGCCUCGACUGAGAGUCUGCCACAUCAUCAUUCCCAUAAGUCGCAUUCACGGGCUCAUCAUCGUCGUCAUCGCGUUCUGGUGCGCAAAGGCGAAUCUACUGUUUCAGCGAAAUCCGUAGAUAACUAUUCGCGACCAGCUGCUCAUUUCCAUUUAAGAGAUUCUCUUAGACAUGAUCAGGGACACCAGAGUUUGCAAGGCUUAGGUUAUACAGGUGAUAUCUACGUGGGAGAAAUUGCCGAAAGCAUGUACAAUCAGCAAGCAUUUACAGUCGAUAAAGGCGUUUUGAUGGUGCACGAACCGGGACUCUACUAUGUCUAUGCGCAAAUCUGUUACAACAAUUCCUUUGAUGAGAAUGGUUACAUCAUCUUCCACGAGCACACACCAUUCCUGGAGUGCCUUAACACGGUGCCAACAAAUAUGCCAAAGGUUCACACUUGUCACACAAGUGGCCUCAUUCAGCUGGAGCGCAAUGAGAAAAUCCAUUUGCGUGAUAUUCACAGACAACGCAAUGUCAUCUUCAGGAAUCGCAAUAAUCGCAGCUACUUUGGCAUCAUCAAGAUCUAGAAGUUUGUCCAUGGGACGCGGAAGAGUUCAAGCUUUAGUAGUCGAGUGGAGUUGACUACUCGUGAAUACGAAUACAGCAAAAGUAGAUUCCUAGUUUGUAGUCUUAGACUUAGAUGUAACUCAUAAUCGUAUUUUAUCAACACUUAAACAUUAUCCUAAACUUAAUCCCACACAUAAUCAUGCAUAAACUGUCAUAUUUAUUUUGUAUAUACUUUAUUCUAUAACUUGAUAAUUCUAGACAAAAAUGGCCAUAAAUAAAAACAAGAGAAUCUUA